AUGCUGAGAGCACUGCAGCUACUUUUCGUAUUUGGAGUGCUGUGCUCGUCGACACAGGCCAAGAUCGUGCGCGCACAUCGAAGACGGCACGUCGUGACCAACAUCCACCCUCACAUACGACGGCAGGAUGACGUCUACCCGGUACUGGGUGUCCCUGGACAGGGUAUUAACACUACAGCUCCUCGACUAGAGAUCCGCGAGCUGCAACGGAACCCAGACCUGUUCAAUGUAUACCUGCUCGGCCUUCAGCGGUGGCAGAACACGAGCCAAGAUGACAAGUUCUCGUACUUCCAAAUCGCUGGCAUUCACGGUCGGCCGUUCAUAUCGUGGGAUGGUGUUGCAGGACGCUCACAGCCUCCAGAAGGAUACAAAGAGGGAUACUGCCACCACAGCAGUAAUCUGUUCCCAACAUGGCAUCGGCCAUUCCUUGCUCUGGUCGAGGAAUGGAUCUUCAUUUCUGCCCGUACGGUCAUUGCUGAGUUCCCGGAGGGUGAGUUCAAGGCGCGUAUGACUGCUGCGCUGCCUGCGCUAAGGCUACCGUUCUGGGAUGCUGCUGCUGUGCCUCCUGUUGGCACAGGAUCAUAUCCUUGUGAUGUGCAACGGGCGACCAUUGAAGUCGAGAUUCCAGAUGGGACGCGCUCGGCCAAGACCACCAUACCCAACCCUCUCUACUCGUACACUUUUCACCCAAUGCCAGGCAAGGAGCUCUUCGGCAAACUCCCAUGGACGCACUGGCCGACAACCCUACGCUAUCCCACAAGCAGGUGGGCGGAUGCACAGAGCCAGAACUCAAUGAUCGCAUCUCAACUCGAUCUCAACCUGGGCAAUCUCCGGCAACGCACGUACCAGAUGAUGGCGAUGCAGAAGAACUAUCAUAAUAUCAGUAACAACAUGGUCUCGCUCGGCGGUGUCCUCGACAGUCUUGAAUCGGUGCACGACACGAUCCAUAACACCGUCGGCAGCUCCGGACCAGGCCACAUGACCAAUGCCGCAUACUCGGCGUUCGAUCCCGUGUUUUGGCUGCUGCAUGCGAACAUCGACCGCAUGACGGCUGUUUGGCAGGCGCUGAAUCCUGAUAGCUGGGUGACGAAGCACUCCAAUCCGACGGCGACUUUUACCUCGGAGGCCGGGGCCUAUGCAGAUGAGAACACGCCUCUACAUCCUUUCCACCGCAGCAAAGCAGGAGACUUCUGGACUUCAGCGAAUGUGCGGGACCACACUAUCUUUGGGUACACAUAUCCGGAGCUCGUUGGUCUUUCGGCGGACGAUACUCUUGUGAUGAGGGUCAAUCGGUUGUACGGCAACGACGCAACGUCGCAGUUCUCAUGGAAACUGGGUGAUCCUCUCCCUUCGACUUCACCUAACAAGGGAUAUGCUUACAACGACCGCCGGUCGAUUCAAAUCAGCAGUCCCCAAGAAAACAGUCCGUGUCAGUACCAGUACUUCGCCAACAUCAGGGUGCGAAAGUCUGGCUCAGAGGGUGGGUACAAGAUCUUUGUCUUCUUGGGUCCCACAGAUGCGGCAACAGCUGGGUCUUCGUACGAUGCAACUGUGUGGAUGCGCAACGGGAGUUUCGUCGGCUUUACCGGAUUCCAGAGCAUGGGAUAUGCGGGCGAUGUCAUCUUAACGGCUCCGGGCGAUGCCAACGGAGUCGUUGCCAUGACGAACGCACUGGAAGAUCGCCUGAGGGCGGGAGACUUGUCGAGCCUCGAUGAGGGGACCGUGGGAAGAUAUCUACAUGAGCAUAUGAGCUGGAGGAUUACGACGGCUGACCACCGAAUCAUCACGCCCGAGGAUACACCAGGCUUCCAGAUCGACGUGUCGUACGCAAAGAUGAAGGCCGCGACAGCCAACUCGUUCCCCGAGAUGCAGGACGGUGGGUUCAAGCAUUUGCCGCGCGCAACGAGCGGGCGAGCAGGCGGUGUCCAGGAUGAUUGA
Didymella exigua CBS 183.55 is the source of this 1938-nucleotide messenger RNA. Its product is annotated as Di-copper centre-containing protein. The record is from RefSeq and is a predicted model, not a curated record. Gene Ontology annotation, molecular function: oxidoreductase activity. The transcript has 6 exons. The coding region runs from base 1 to 1938 and encodes 645 amino acids. NCBI's taxonomy places the organism in Eukaryota, Fungi, Ascomycota, Dothideomycetes, Pleosporales, Didymellaceae.